AGUUCAGUGACGCGCGGUGGCCGGUGUUCCGCUCCCGCCAUCGCGCGCCCCCGCCCUCCCGGCGCGCCGACCGGCCUCUCCCGCCGUCGCGGCUGACCUUGGCGCGCGCUCGCUGGAGCGCGGCUGCCACGUGACCGUCUCUCCGUGGCGGGAAACUCGCCGCGUUUGGGAGGGGUGCCGCCGGGUCGGCCGGACAGCGACCGGCCCUGGAGACGGGAGGGGAACGGGUCCUUCCUACUUUGUCCAUCUGACGGUUCACCAUGGUGUCCAGCACCUACUUCAAGGUGGCCGAGACGAGGACGGCAAUCGUCACCCUCCUGCUCUACUACGUUCUGGCGGCCGUCUGGCUGGGAGGGCCCUGGAUCCCUACCUGGCUGCCGGCUCGACUGGCAGCUCUGCUUCAGACCGCUCAUGCCAGCUACAGCAUCCACGGAAAACAGGGGCUGAUCGCCAUCCCGCUGAUCCACUGUCUGGAGUGCGUGGUGGCCCACCGGCGCUGCCGUAAGCUCGGUAUCGGCGGCGUCACCCGCGUCCUCUGGCUACUGCAGACCCUGGCGUUCGGUAUCGGCUCACUCAAGUUUCUUCUCUGGCCGGUAGAGGACUCUCCGGUGCAGCAGCAGAAGAAGAAGAAGAAGCAGUGAGAUGUGGCUGUGCGCGGAACGGUGCAGUUUGUGGCCUGAUGAGCCGUUACCAAUGCGGUAUUUCGUGUUGAAAUGAACAUUCCUUAUUGAAUAAACUAUGGGGACUUGCUUUGUUGUGUCACCGAUGCGAUGGUGGGUUGCGAACGAUAAGUAAUAAAAUGCCUCCGACUUCA
Molecule: messenger RNA, 814 nt
Organism: Amphibalanus amphitrite
Lineage: Eukaryota; Metazoa; Arthropoda; Thecostraca; Balanomorpha; Balanidae
Exons: 4
Coding region: 261-641 (126 amino acids)
Source: RefSeq, a predicted model, not a curated record